AUGUCGCAAACAAGUUCAUUUCCUUUCUUCGGUAAUAGUAAUCAAUAUCGCCCUGAUGGUAAACCAAAUACAUCAAAUAAAUUUAAUUUGAAAGCACUUUUUGAUUUUUCAACUUUACAACCACGGGUUCAAAAUCAUUUGAAAAAUGUCUAUACGUGUUUAUUGGGUGCAACUUUAUGUGCUACAUUGGGUAUUUAUUUAUCCAUGACAGGUUGGCUCAAUUAUCCUCGUUUGGCAAUGUUUGCAUCAAUAAUAACAAGUAUUUGGCUUUUUUCACUUGAUUUUAAUGGUCGUACACAAAUGAAAUGUUUUGGAUUAAUGUCUGCUACAGCUUUAUUUACGGGUAUUUAUUUAAGCCCAUUGAUCAAUUUGGCCAUUCAUGUCGACCCGCAAAUUAUCGUAACAGCAUUUUUAUUGACAACAAUUAUAUUUGUUUGUUUUACACUUAGUGCUUUAUUUACAAAAAGUCGAACUUAUCUAUAUCUAGGAGGUUUACUGGGUACAGGCACAUCUAUUAUGCUUUUACUUAGUUUGAUGAAUAUAUUUGGACGUUCGCAACUUAUUUUCAAUGUUAAUUUAUACCUUGGCUUAGCUCUUGCUUGUGGAUAUAUUUUAUAUGAUACGCAAUUAAUUGUUGAACGAGCUAAUAAUGGAGAUAUGAAUUAUGUCAAACAUGCACUUCUCUUAUUUAUUGAUAUGGUCGAUUUAUUCGUUCGCAUUCUUAUUAUUUUACUUAAAAAUUCGCAAAAGAAAGAUAAGAAAAGCAACAAUCGUUAA
Rotaria sp. Silwood1 is the source of this 777-nucleotide messenger RNA. NCBI's taxonomy places the organism in Eukaryota, Metazoa, Rotifera, Eurotatoria, Philodinida, Philodinidae. The record is from the annotation of a GenBank genome assembly.